This is a messenger RNA of Guillardia theta CCMP2712, 504 nucleotides long. RefSeq lists its product as hypothetical. The record is from RefSeq and is a predicted model, not a curated record. Bases 1 to 504 code for a protein of 167 amino acids. The transcript has 4 exons. Lineage: Eukaryota; Cryptophyceae; Pyrenomonadales; Geminigeraceae.
AUGGCAGCGAUAGCGCUCAUGGUCGUCAUGGCGUGCUGGGAAGCAGCUGGGGCGAUAGAGAUCCUCUCGCCGAGACCUCGAGAGCUCUUCUCCUCCCUCCCCGUCUCUCCUCCUCUCCUCCUCUCCCCUGCCAUGACGAGGACGGCAGGUGCCGAUCUUGAUCCGGAUGUCAGAGGAGGAGAGGCGAAGCUGGGGUUGGGGAUCAACGGGAGGCAUCUCUACGACAUCCCUGCCAGCAGCUUGAUCGAGACGUCGUGCGGAGAUUUCAAGGAAGGGUCGAAUGAGAUUGCUGUCUACUUCAUGAGGAGAGACCAGGAAGCUCCUCAAGUGUUUCAGUUCAACAUCACGAUAAGGCUUGAUGCAGAUCAGAACGAGAUGAUUUUCUAUAUCCCCCCGAAAGACUCCGCCCACCCUCGUAUCCUCCAUCACCUCGUCACGCCACGUCAGCAGAGGCCAGACGAUGUUCAGCGAUGCUACAGCAAGACCUGCUCUGCUCAGGCAUGA